Messenger RNA from Sander lucioperca (pikeperch), 8529 nucleotides. RefSeq names its product calcineurin binding protein 1 (gene cabin1). Bases 234 to 7040 code for a protein of 2268 amino acids. Gene Ontology annotation, biological process: chromatin organization. The record is from RefSeq and is a predicted model, not a curated record. Gene Ontology annotation, molecular function: protein binding; nucleosome binding. Lineage: Eukaryota; Metazoa; Chordata; Actinopteri; Perciformes; Percidae. The transcript is spliced from 40 exons. Gene Ontology annotation, cellular component: nucleus.
CCUUACUAAUUGGCGGGUAGCAUGCUGUGACGCAAACGCUCGUAACGUUAACAACAACAAAGGAUGAUGAAUAAAUGAAGUUUCAAACUUGCUUUGUGCCUCACGUCCACUUAUGACCGCAGUGUUUAGAGUUCGCUGCCUUGCUGUAGUAAUAAAAACGUUACAAAUGCAGUUAACACGGUGAUGAACGGUCCAACCAAAAGCUUCAAACUGAAAAGUGGAAGGUCUUUAAAAUGAUUCGCAUAGCAGCACUGAAUGCUGCUUCAGCAGCUGCAGAUGAGUCUCAAGACCCCUUGAGAAGUAGCAAGAGUCAGACAAAAGAGGCUCAGGAAGCCGAAGCAUUUGCUCUCUAUCACAAAGCCUUAGAUCUGCAAAAACAUGACAAGUUUGAGGAUUCUGCCAAGGCCUAUCAUGAGCUUCUCAAAACUCCACUGCUCAAAGAGGCCAUGCCCUCUGAUGAUCAUAAAGUGGGUCUCAAGCAUCCCGGACUGAUGUUGAAAUAUUCUACUUUUAAAAACUUGGCUACUAUGGCUGCAUUGCGGGAAGACCUGGAGACCGCUAUGGAGUUUUAUUUGGAGGCAGUUAUUUUGGAUUCCACUGACGUGAACAUGUGGUACAAAAUUGGUCAGGUGGCUGUGCGACUGGUGCGCGUUCCACUGGCUCGACAUGCCUUUGAGGAGGGAUUGCACUGUAACCCGGACCACUGGCCCUGCCUGGACAACCUCAUAACUAUUCUCUACACACUCAGUGACUACACCUGCUGUUUGUACUUCAUCGCCAAAGCCCUAGAGAGGGAUCAUUGUUACACUAAAGGCCUGGUGUUGAAGGAGAAAAUCUUUGAGGAGCAGCCCUGUCUGAAGAGGGACACGAUGCAGAUGUUCGUGAAAUGUGAUGUGUCUAUUCACUAUGUGGAAGUGGAGGUAGAGGAAUGCAAAUCCAUUGUGGAAGAGGCACUGGAGUUACGGAAGCGCAGACAGGCUCUCUCUCACUGCGAACCAAAACCUGACCUCGUCCUGAUUCAGCCCAUCCGCUGCCUCUCAUGGAAGCAUGUGGGUGAAAGCCUUCUUGCAAUGUACAGACAUCAGACCACCUGUGAGCCACCACGCCCGAGUCUUGGCCGCAGAAUUGACUUGUCAGAGUACCGUGACCCGAACUUCCUCCAAAACCUCCCCCAACCCAGCAGCCCUGUCAGUAUGGGCCAGGCCACCGUGCUGAGCAGCAGCCCCAGCUCAUCCCUGCCGCCGAUGGCCCUCCCUGAGCCAGCAGUGCUACCCCAACCUAGCACUCAACCUCAGAUCACCCCCGCCCAGAACACAGUGGAGGUCACCACUUCUGCUCCCCCUGUCGUGACAGCAAUGGAAGUUUCACUCACAGAUAAAGUGAAGAAAGCUCCGAAAAGGAAACGCGUGGUUGAAGAUAGUGGGGAGACGGCCAAGCGACGUUCGGCACGUGUUCGAAACACAAAAUGCAAGAAGGAAGAGAAGAUUGAUUUUCAGGAACUGCUUUUUAAAUACCUACCUUCCAGGCUAAGGAAGUUUGAUCCUGAUAAUGAUGAUGAAAGUCUGAGUAAUCUCGAGACGCAGUGUGAUGGGAAGGAGGACAUGCAGCCUCUACAUGGGAGUUGCUUGCCUGCUGACUCCGUUCAGUACAUGGAAUCUGAACAACAGGAUGUCCACAACUUUCUGCUCAAUAACAUGACCAAUGGUGGUAUACUGGACGUGAUGAUGCGCUAUCUGAAAGCAGUGGGCCAGAAGUUCACAAUGGAGUGGCCUCGGGGGCUGACUGCUGUGGUACUGGAGCUCCAUCAGAGCUGGAGGAAGCACAGCAGUGGUCUUCCUAACCCUCUGCUUCGGGACUGCAGCAACCAACACAUCCGGGAAAUGUUGGCAAUGAGCUUAGCGUGUAUGGAGUUGCAGUUGGAGCAAUGGUCACACAACAAAGGGAAGACUGUGUCUCCAAGAAGAUGCAGCAUUGGUCCCGGCAGUGAUGCAGCUGACUCAGAAUUCCCUGGGCAACACUUCCAGAGUGAUUUGUUACUUCUGGCCUUAGGUUCAUCCCAAAAAGACCUGUUUGAGGAUGACUGGCUGGAUGUCAUGGUGCGUGUCUACUGGCUCAAGGCAAGAUUCUUGGCCCUGCAGGGAGACAUGGAGUUGGCCCUGGAGAGCUAUGAUGUCUGUGUAGGUUUGUUGCAGAGCAAACCAAAGACCCCCGAAGGGAAACCUUACACCAUCAGCCUGCCUAACCUACGUGUAGAUGCAGCAAUCUCCGUGGAGGAGAUUGACAAGAGGCUGAAGUCUCUGGAGCGCUGUCAGUCUUUGGAGGAGAUCCAGCGUUUCUUUGAGUCUGCAGACUUUGAUUCUGUUGUGCGCCUGCUGCAGCCCACGCUUAAUUACGGCAGCAGGAGUAAACCUCUGGAGUUGGUGAGCUCAGCACCAGAGCGGCCUGCUCAACUGAUGCUACUGCAGAACUCGCUGUUGAAGCUGCAGGACUACCGGCAGUGUUUGGAGUGCAGCGAGCUGGCUCUGAAUGAAGCCCUGCAGCAGCUCAACUCUGCUUCCAACAACUCUCCCCCUAGUAAGGAGGAGUGGGUCAGUACUAUUGUAAAGUUGCUGGAUGGCACCGAGGUCUGCGUCACCAAAGACUCGGAGCUUCUAAGCAAUGUUCCCCACUUGGCUCGACUGGCAAAUAAUCUAAUUCAGCUGAUUGAUCUUAGCAUGAACAUUUCCGACGAUCCCAAGGAGCCUUAUUUCUUCUCGGUUCUGCCUUGGUUGAUCCUGUAUCGUAUUAUCAAACAUGAGGAGGCUGCUUUUAACUGUAUGCUUCGACAGCAUACGUCUGUAGGGGAUGAUGAAGAUGGCUCAGACACUCCCAUGCUGCCCUCCUCCCUGAUGCUUCUGAACACAGCCCAUGAGUAUCUUGGCCGUCGCUCUUUGUGCUGCAACUCGGACGGCGCACUCCUCAAGUUCUACGUUCAAGUUUUGAAAAAAGAGGUUGCCGCCUCUUCCAGCAAUGACUCUCAUCCCUACAAAGAGGAGUUGGAGAUGGCCCUGGAACAGUGCCUUUUCUGCCUAUACGCCUACCCCAGUAAGAAGAGCAAGGCCCGCUACCUUGAGGACCACUCAUCUCCACAGGUUGAGCUGCUGUGGUGUGAUGCCCUCUUCAUGUUCCAGUAUUUCAAACCAAAGUCACUGCCUGAGUUUGACAGCUAUAAGACAAGCACAGUGUCUGCAGAAUUGGCCAAUUUGCUGAGGAGGUUUUCUGGCAUCGCUCCCACAAGUGACACCCCCAUCCUCACCAUGGAUGAAGUGGCAGCCUACAUUGAGGGCAUGACAGAAAAGGCCCCAUGCCUUCCUGAGGGUAGUGCUCCUGCGCCUCCAAUCAUUGAUGAGAUGUACUAUCUUCUAGCUGAUUACCAUUUCAAGAACAAGGAGCAGUCCAAAGCCAUCAAGUUCUAUAUGCAUGACAUUUGCGUGUGUCCCAACAGGUUUGACUCCUGGGCAGGUAUGGCUUUAGCUAGGGCCAGUCGUAUUCAGGAAAAGCUCAACUCCAAUGAGCUGAAAAGUGACAUUCCGAUAUGGAAACACUCCCAGGCAGUGCUUAACUGCUUUAAGAGGGCCCUGGAAAUAGACAGCUCCAACCUGUCUCUCUGGAUCGAGUAUGGUACCAUUUCAUAUGCGCUGCAUACAUUUGCCUCACGGCAGCUCAAGCAGUGGCGCAAUGAGCUCCCCCCAGAGGUGGUUAAACAGAUGGAAGAAAGGAGAGACUCUAUGUUGGCGACAGCGUUCCUGUGUUUCCAGGGCGCUUCCCGUUGUGAGGGUGACAGUGAUGAAGAAGAGUGGCUCAUUCACUACAUGCUCGGGAAGAUAGCAGAGAAACGCAAACAGCCUCCAGGGGAAUAUCUGCAGCUUUACCAAAAGGCAGCACACUAUCUGCACGAAGAAGCUGCCCGGUAUCCCCGGAAAAUCCAUUACCAUAAUCCUCCUGACCUGGCCAUGGAGGCCCUAGAGUUGCAUUUCCGUCUCAGUGCCACCACCCUAAAACUAUUAGAGGGCAAUGUGCCUGAUCUGGAACACGAGGUCUUGUUCAGAUUGCUGGUUGAGGCCGCUAUUGGGCCGUUUGCCAGGGGGGAAGAGAAGAGUAUGCCAAGCAUGCCUAGGUCCCUUGAAAAGGAGAAACCCACCUCCAUGAUGGAUGGAGACUUUAAUUACUCGUCAGUUUGCAUAGGGAACGUCCUCAGCUCCUCCCAUCCAUCAGCUGCCACCCCAGGUCUGACAUCCCCUCCUUACGUGGCCACGCCAUUUGACCAUGAUUACGCCAAACGCAAAACACUCCGACGGCAGCAGUGGCAGCAACAGCGGCAUGAGGAGCAGCAGGCUGAUGCCUCACCAGAGUUUGACCAUGCUUACUGCCUGCCCAGGUCUCCAAUGUGGCUGGCUUCCCUGAAUGAGCGCAGUCAGGACAGUGAGGUGGUGAUGCUCUCUGACUCCAACUCCACCCAGGAUGCCUUCACAGAUCCCGCCAGCUCACAAGACAGCAGCCACAAACCUGCCUCUGGGAAAGCCAGUUCAUCGUCAUCAGAAAGUACAACCCCUGUGAAGGACGCACAGUUCGCAUCUGAGGACACAGCAUCACAUGGAGAACAUUCUGGCAUCCAGGCGGAAGAAAAGGUUAUCCAGGAAGUAGUAGAAGCUGUGGUGGUGACCCUCCCUGAGGCUUCAGCCCCCAAGCUCUCGGCGGACCCUUGUCCUCAUCCUCUGCCUGUCCCAGCCACCCCUCCGAAGGCAGCCCCCUCUCAACAGGCUGCUCCUCAAACCCCCGCCAGUGAGGGAAAGAGGAAGCCAGAGCCCCCCGCUGAGGUGAUCGAGGUGCCCAAGGCCCUGCCCACAGAGCGUGGCGACCAGAGACGAAUGCUGGUAGAAAUGUGCGUUCGUUCUCUCUUCCUCUGCCUCAGCCGCUUCCCUCAGCACUACAAGAGUCUCUACCGAUUGGCCUUCUUCUACACCAACAGCAAGACCCACCAGAACCUACAGUGGGCCCGAGAUGUGUUGCUAGGAAGCAGUGUCCCAUGGCAACAGCUGAAGCACAUGCCAGCACAAGGACUUUUCUGUGAAAGAAACAAGACAAACCUGUUCAAUCAGCUUUUUCCCUCACUCACAACAGGAAGCAGGAAAAACAAGGUGUGUUUGCUUAGUAUGUUUAUGGUGGCCAGCUGGAGAGACACGACCAGAGUUGAAAGACCGAAAAGGAAGAAGGGCAUCUGGCGUAUUCCAGUAGAUGAGAUUGAUCGCCCCGGAAGUUUUGCAUCUCAUAUGAACCGAUCCAUUGUCCUCUUACUGGAGGUGCUGUCUCAGCUUAAGGAUCACGAUACUCUGUUGAAAGUCUCUUUUAUGUUACAGAGAACCCCUGACCAGGGAAAGAAGUAUUUACGGGAUGUUGAUCGCCAGGUUUUGGCCAAGAGAGCAUUUUUCCUAACUGUAAAAGUCCUGGAGGACAAUCUGAACAGUCUCACUGGGGUGUCUGAGCAGCUUCACAAAGCGCCUGGGCCCUCUAUGGGGGAGAUGACCACAACGGACGCAUCCAACAGGCCCAGUUCAGAGGACAGCAAACAUGCACUGCCUAAGAAGCCUGGACUCACAGAGGGAGCCUGUGUCACGGACACAGGGCCCAGGGAAGCCUCUCAGGCACAACUCACCCCACCACCACCAUCCAUGGAUAAAGGGAGUAAAGUUCAGGAGAUCUAUCCUGGCAAGGUGGAGACUGCUGGCAGUGAGGGGCACAAAGCAGGGUUGGAGGAACCCAUGGAGCUGGACACUGGCCGCUGGAUGAGGCCCUCUAUUACCACAGAUUCUCAGGGCAACCAAGCGGAGGCUGAGACUUCCCUGAGUGCAGCGGAGCCCCAACAGAAAGCGACUGACAGCAGUCGGACACCAGAGCUGUCCCUAGAGGAGCUAAGUAUCAGCUCCAGGCAGCAGCAGCUCCAAGCGUUGGCACCAAAGGUCACCGUGGCAGCCAGUGGGACUGAUCAGGGGUUACCACGUAGGCCAAACAGGAAAAGGAAGCUUCUUGAAGAUGUGGAGUCCGGAAAGACGCUACUGCUUGAUGCCUAUAGGGUGUGGCAGCAAGGCCAGAAAGUCAUGACGUACGACCUGGCACGCAUUGAGAAGAUCAUGUCAGAGACUUAUAUGCUCAUAAAACAGGUUGAUGAGGAUGUAGCCCUGGACCAAGCUGUGAAGUUCUGCCAGAUACAGUUGGCCACUUCUGCCCAAAGACAGCAGGCUGCAGGCGAUGCCCCGACCACACCCAAGUACACCAAGGAGCACCGAGACCUCUUCUUCCCCGCCUCCCUGCCGACUCCUGUCCUGCUCAGCCACGCCGCCUGCCACCCGCUGUCCAGCACGGAGGGUCAGACCAAAGUGGCGUACGAGCCGCUGAGCAAGUUGUCCAGACCUCAAGCUUCGGGCUUCCACGAUCAGGCACAGCACCGGAGAGCAGCUAGCCUCCCUGCUGCAGCCAUGGCCUUCCUACCACACACAGAGGAGCGGGAGGAGCCCUCGGAGGGACUUUCGUACCGACAGCAGGAGUCGCACCUUUGUCAUCAGAUGAAACUCGCCACUGUAUCCCAGGGGCAAGAGUCGUCGGCAGGCUGGUUCCAGGAGGAAACGGCCUCAUGUAGCACCGCACAACCUUGCCCAGACCAGCAGCAGUAUGCCAGCGACGAGCAGUCAAAGCUUCCAGACCCCAGCCGAAUCCGCUCCCGCGUCCCAGCCAACAUGCCAAAGCUUUUCAUCCCUUCCACCGUUACCAAGUUUCCGCCAGAAAUCACAGUAACGCCUCCAACACCCACACUUCUCUCCCCCAAAGGCAGCAUCUCAGAGGAAACCAAACAGAGACUCAAGAACGUCAUCCUGUCAUCUCAGUCUGCAGCCACAGUCAAAAAGGACACCCUGAGCCAGCCGGCGCUGGAGGUGCAGGAGACAUCCAGCCAGGAGUCGUCUCUGGAGAGCGAGUCGGACGAGGAGGACGAUUACAUGGACGUCUGAGCCCCUCGAGGCUGUGUGUGCUGAAAUUGAACAAGGCCUUUUGUCACGCUGCCAAACCCUGUGGCCCCUGUCUUAAAAAGGAACGGUACACGUCACUGCAGCAGCUGUCCACGUUGAUGCUAUUGCUCCCUCAUGUGCAUUACAGAAAAAGCACUCCCAAACUAGAAAAAUGCAGUAUACUCAUCGCCUGUCAUGUCACCGUGUUUCUCUGCUUGUCUGCAGCGAUGGCGUAAAUGGCAGACGACGAUGGCUUUAGUCUCACAGCAUCUAUAAUGUGCCAUUUAUGCAUAUCACACAUUAACUUAUCGAGCUCUCCUGCACCCCACCGUUCACUGGAUCUGGCAACAAGGCCUUUCAGCCUUUAAAGCCAACCAGUCCCGUGUUUUUGUUUUUAUUUAUGUUCUGUGCUAACUGCAGCUAAAUCUUCGUCUGAGAACUCACCAAUCUGAGGUGCCUCGGUUUGGACUGAUGCUCAGGAGCAUGUGCCUGCUGUCCACCACUUUCGAUCACUUACUUUGGCAUGAGAAUUUCAUCUGCAAGAUACAUUACAUCGGUACAUAAUAUAGUUGAAUCAACACAAGGGUGAAAUAAAGACAAUCGGCUGCAUUCGAGGUUCGUCUGUGGAGCCAACGGGCCACACAGCCUCACAACCUGUAGCAGAAAUGUUUACACUAACGUUUGGGAUGCUUUUCAGCUAGCACUUAACUUUGUGCUAUUAUUUUGUAUUCUUGUAAUAUUUUGUCCUAUAUAUAUUUCUUUUUUUCUUUUUUUUUGGUGUGCAUUUGUAGCUAAGAGGAACCGUUCUUACCAGGAAGCCGUCCUGUCACCAGCACUGAUCUGAAUGAAAUGGAAAGGGGUUUUCAGUUAUCAUGAAUUAGCUUUUGUACAUAUCACAAUGCAAAUAUCUUUCCAAUGUGUUUGGCCUUUUAAUGGGUUGAGUAUUAAGCUGGAGAAGUGCGUGUGCUUGUGUGCGAGUGUAAACAUUAAGGUGAGGGUCGCUUCCAUUUCGAGUCAACUCGGGAAGCGACUCGCCGCCAGGAGAAUCGCUCGCUCCUGAUUUUCAGUGGAAUUGAAAUGCACGCAGAGGAAGACUUUCUAAUACAGAUGCCUUUCCAUUGAAACCAUUUUGGUAAAUGUGUCACAAUUCUAGCUUAACUCAGAGGAAGACAGCAGAAUGUUUUGUACAGAUUGUUUUCUAUAAAAAGAAAGAUGUUUACUGAUUGUUUCUCGAAAGCCGUCUAAAAAAUAAUUUUUGGGAAAGGACUCAAAUGAAUAAUUGUAAACUAUCACCCUUGAUAAAAAGAAAAAAGUUUUGUAUUUUGUUUUUGUUUAUUUCUUUGGUGUAACAUAUUUUUCUAUUCUUGUUGGAAUGUACCACGGCUAAAAAGAGUGACCGGGUUGAGGGCUUCAGCUCGGCUCGGCUCUCCCCUUCUAUUCUGUCUGGACUGAAUGCAUUAUAGAUGUCAAACCAAAAAUAUAUUUGAGAAAC